UUUAAUUAUAACGAUGAUUAUGAUGAUGAUGACGAUGAUGAUGAUGAUGAUGAUGAUGAUGAUGAUGAUGAUGAUGAUGAUGAUGAUGAUUCGGAUGAUGAUGAUGAUGAUGAUGAUGAUGAUGAUGAUGAUGAUGAUGGGAUGAUGAUUCGGAUGAUGAUGAUGAUGAUGAUGAUUCGGUUAAUGAUGAUGAUUCGGAUGAUGAUUCGGAUGAUGAUGAUGAUGAUGAUGAUGAUGAUGAUGAGAUGA
This is a messenger RNA of Echinostoma caproni, 249 nucleotides long. NCBI's taxonomy places the organism in Eukaryota, Metazoa, Platyhelminthes, Trematoda, Plagiorchiida, Echinostomatidae. The record is from the annotation of a GenBank genome assembly.